Messenger RNA from Microthlaspi erraticum, 885 nucleotides. The record is from the annotation of a GenBank genome assembly. NCBI's taxonomy places the organism in Eukaryota, Viridiplantae, Streptophyta, Magnoliopsida, Brassicales, Brassicaceae.
AUGAAGUCAUCAAAACUCUCAGCUCUCUCUCUCUGUCUCUUCCUCAUCUGCAUUAUCAAUUCUCCCCAAUAUUCUUUCUCAUGCGGCUCCUGCUCCCACCGGAAGGGCGGAAAACCCGCAAUAAAACCCCCUGUCACCGUCCCUAAGCUUCCAGUUCCUCCGGUGACCGUACCUAAGCUUCCAGUUCCUCCGGUGACGGUACCUAAGCUACCAGUUCCUCCAGUGACCGUACCUAAGCUUCCAGUUCCUCCGGUGACCGUACCUAAGCUACCAGUUCCUCCGGUAACCGUACCUAAGCUUCCAGUUCCUCCAGUCACUGAUCCUAAGCUACCAGUUCCUCCGGUGACCGUACCUAAGCUUCCAGUUCCUCCGGUGACUGAUCCUAAGCUACCAGUUCCUCCAGUUACCGUGCCAAAUCUACCCGUUCCUCCUGUGACCGUCCCAGAGCUACCACUUCCUCCAGUGGGCGGGCUACCGAUACCGCCGGGGGUUGGGCCGACAUUGCCACUGCCACCAUUGCCAAUUGUGGGUCCUCUUGUUCCACCGGGGACAAACCCACCUGUCGAAGGAGGGAAAGAUUGUCCCCCACCCCCUGGAAGCGAGAAACCACCAUCAGGUGGGAAGGCGACAUGUCCAAUAGACACGCUGAAGUUGGGGGCCUGCGUAGACUUGUUGGGAGGUUUAGUAAAGAUAGAGCUUGGUGACCCAGCAGUUAACAAAUGCUGUCCGUUACUUAAAGGCAUUGUUGAUGUUGAAGCGGCUGCUUGUCUCUGCACUACACUCAAGCUUAAAGCUCUUAACCUUAAGCUUUACGUUCCCGUUGCUCUUCAGCUUCUUCUUACCUGUGGCAAAAAUCCACCUCCGGGCUACACUUGUUCCAUCUGA